This is a messenger RNA of Cavia porcellus (domestic guinea pig), 1298 nucleotides long. RefSeq names its product BARX homeobox 1 (gene Barx1). Gene Ontology annotation, molecular function: DNA-binding transcription factor activity, RNA polymerase II-specific; DNA binding. The record is from RefSeq and is a predicted model, not a curated record. Gene Ontology annotation, biological process: regulation of DNA-templated transcription. The coding region runs from base 39 to 803 and encodes 254 amino acids. The transcript has 4 exons. NCBI's taxonomy places the organism in Eukaryota, Metazoa, Chordata, Mammalia, Rodentia, Caviidae.
GCGCCACCGGGAGCUGCGGGCCGGCCUAGAGCCCCGCGAUGCAGCGGCCCGGAGAGCCGGGCGCCGUGCGCUUCGGCCCGCCCGAGGGCUGUGGCGACCACCGGCCGCACCGCUACCGCAGCUUCAUGAUCGAAGAGAUCCUCACGGAGCCGCCCGGGCCCAAGGGCGCCGCGCCCGCCGCCGCUGCUGCCGCCGGCGAGCUGCUCAAGUUCGGCGUACAGGCGCUGCUGGCGGCGCGGCCCUUCCACAGCCACCUGGCGGUGUUGAAGGCCGAGCAGGCAGCGGUGUUCAAGUUCCCGCUGGCGCCACUCGGCUGCUCUGGGCUGGGCUCCGCACUGUUGGCCACGGGGCCUGGGCUUCCCGGAGCCGCGGGUGCGGCGCACCUGCCUCUGGAGCUGCAACUACGCGGGAAGUUGGAGGCAUCGGGCCCCGGGGAGCCGGGCACAAAGGCCAAGAAGGGGCGGCGCAGCCGCACGGUGUUCACCGAGCUGCAGCUGAUGGGCCUGGAGAAACGCUUCGAGAAGCAGAAGUACCUCUCCACGCCAGACAGAAUAGAUCUCGCCGAGUCCCUUGGCCUGAGCCAGUUGCAGGUGAAGACCUGGUAUCAGAAUCGGAGGAUGAAGUGGAAGAAAAUAGUGUUGCAGGGCGGCGGCCUAGAGUCCCCCACCAAGCCCAAGGGGCGGCCCAAGAAGAACUCCAUCCCCACGAGCGAGCAACUCACUGAGCAGGAGCGCGCCAAGGAGGCAGAGAAGCCAGCAGCGGAGGUGCCGGUGGAGCCCAGCGACCGCAGCCGCGAGGACUGAGCCUGGCAGAGGGUGCGAAGCCGGGGACCCUGCGCCGCGGCCCCUCAGCCCGCGGGAACCCACAAGCCGACCCUUCUGUGUCCACGCCGUUUGCCUUCUAAAUAUUUUAUUAUUACUCUGAAUGCGGACAAUUAGGGGCCCAACGGGGAAGGGACACAGACCCUGAAGCCAAACCCAGGCGCACCUGGUCCUAACCUGGGUGAGUCGUGAGCCGCGUGGCAGAAGUCACUGUCUUUCCCGGAGCUCCGCGGAGCGGCGCCCCAUGUGCAUUCACGCCCAGCUCCUCACCCACACCCUUGCCUGCGGCCACCUCCGGUCCACACAGCCAGGCACAUCUGCUUCCUGUGCGCAGGCCGGGGACCCAGCAGCCUGAGCGGGCCGCCAGCAGGAUAACCAGACUGGUUGGCCAGAGACCGGGUCCCCGAGAUCACUGGGGCUCCUACCCCCCUCUUGCGAAGAUGAUGACUUUUUUCCAAUAAAAUAUUUUAUGACACA